This is a messenger RNA of Sesamum indicum (sesame), 1297 nucleotides long. Its product is annotated as NC domain-containing protein-like protein. Lineage: Eukaryota; Viridiplantae; Streptophyta; Magnoliopsida; Lamiales; Pedaliaceae. The record is from RefSeq and is a predicted model, not a curated record.
AGGCCGGUAGCGGGCCAAGCAUCACAGUUGCGGGCCGGCAAUUUUGGUAAUAAACACCUAACUAGUACAUAUUAGCAUUGAUAUCCAAUUUUGUAGGGGAAAGUAAACAUAGCCUAAAAAUAAAUAAAUAGACCCAAAGAAAGCCAAUUCCUUCUCACGCAACUUGAUUCGAAUAUCCAGAGCAAUCGUCACUUUCUUCCCUUUGGUGAGACUGAAGGAAACUCAGACACAGACUAGAAGGCAAGAAAUUGGACAACAAUGGUGGGAGUGUUGUCCAACAAGAUUCAAAGAGAUGAGCUGAAGCCCGGCGAUCAUAUCUAUUCUUGGAGGCACGCCUAUCUUUACGCUCACCAUGGAAUAUAUGUUGGGGAUGGGAGCGUGAUCCAUUUCACUCGUGGGGCAGGGCAGGAGAUCGGGACAGGGACAGUGUUGGACAGAUUCAUUUUCAGCUCAUCCCCAUCUAGUCCUUCAGGUUCCCCCUGCCCUAGAUGCGGUGACCAAUCAAUGGCUGAAGGCGUCAUCUCUUCUUGCCUUGAAUGCUUCCUUUCUGGUGGAGACCUAUAUCUGUUUCAGUAUAAUGUCUCACCAGCCACUUUCCUCGCUAAAGCUCGAGGUGGGACGUGUACCCUUGCAAAGUCUGAUCCACCAGAAGAUGUCCUCUACCGCGCCGAAUAUCUCCUUGAAAACGGUUUUGGAGGCUACAACAUCUUCAAGAACAACUGCGAGGAUUUUGCAAUCUAUUGCAAAACCGGUCUACUCAUCUUCACGACUGUCAGUGUGGGACGGAGUGGUCAAGCAGCAUCAUUUCUAGCUGCUGCUAGUGCCAUCGUAUCAUCACCACUUCGCUUCCUGACGACGGGCUUUGCUGGUCUGACAGCAGUGGGAUGUGGUGUUUAUUGUAUUAGUCGUGUUGUCUCUGAUAUUGGAGUACGACGUGAUGUCAUUAAAAUCCCUGUAGAGAGGCUCGUUUCGCGCUCCCGAUUGGAUGAGGAUGCAGCAGCACAGAUCCCCAAGGAAGAAUAGUCCCCUGUCAUCGUACCAAACUUACACAAAAUCCCAGGUAGGUUCCUCCCCUAAUUUUUUCUGAAUCAUGUGUGCUCAUUUAAGUUUUAACUGUACACCAGUCUUGUUGCUUGCCGAGGGAAUCUUAUUAUUAUGGGAUGAACUGUAAACUAUGAUUGUAAAUAUAGUUGUUAUACCCUCGAACUGAUUUACGGUCAUUUGGCCUUUGUAUUUGAUACUUCUAGUUUCUGCUUGAGAUUUUAAUUCCACAGCAAAGUCGCUGAAAUUACAGUUA